Molecule: messenger RNA, 1092 nt
Organism: Alexandromys fortis (reed vole)
Lineage: Eukaryota; Metazoa; Chordata; Mammalia; Rodentia; Cricetidae
Gene: Gdf3
Product: growth differentiation factor 3
Exons: 2
Coding region: 1-1092 (363 amino acids)
Cellular component (GO): extracellular region
Molecular function (GO): growth factor activity; cytokine activity
Source: RefSeq, a predicted model, not a curated record
AUGCCGCCUUCCCUGAGGCUUUCGACUCUCGGCUUCCUCCUGUUGUGUCUGGCACCGGGCCAGACAUCCAAGUUUCAAGAACAUGACUUUUUGCAGUUUUUUGACCUGGAGAAAACGUCUUCACCUCGCAGGUUCCAACCUGUGCCUCACUUCUUAAGGAAGAUCUUCCAGGCUCGAGAAGCCGGUGGGGCCUCGCAGGAUUUAUGCUACGUGAAGGAGCUGGGUGUCCGUGGGAACCUGCUUCGGCUUCUCCCAGACCAGGGUUUCUUCCUUAACACACAGAAACCCUCCCGAGGCGGCUCUUGCCUACAGAAGUUCCUCUACUUUAACUUGUCUGCUAUCAAAGAAAAGGGGAAGUUGACCAUGGCCCGGCUGACUCUGGACUUGGGGCCCAGGUCCUACUACAGCCUGGGCCCAGAAGUGGUGGUGGUGCUGUGGGCGGCUGAGGAGCCCGGUGUGUGGGGGCAACCCCACCCUAAACCAGGCAGAAAGCUCGCGCUGCAGUCCGUCCCAGGGCCUCAAGGUCCUCUGCACUUCAACCUGAAGGAUGUGGUUACGGAUCAGAACGGCAACCGACUGAAGAGUCUGGGCUUAUACUUAGAGAUUCUGGCCAAAGAGGACAGAUACUCUGGGGAACAUUUCCAGGUUGAGAACACCUGUCGCCGGCUGAGGCGUUCUUUUCAUGCCUCCCUGCUGGUGGUGACCCUCAACCCUGACCAUUGCCGCCCUUCUUCCAGAAAAAGGAGGGCAGCCAUCCCUGUCCCCAAGGGGUCUUGUAAAAAUCUCUGCCAUCGUCACCAGCUGUUCGUCAGCUUCCAGGACUUGGGUUGGCACAAAUGGGUCAUUGCCCCCAAGGGGUUCAUGGCAAAUUACUGCCAUGGAGAUUGCCCCUUCUCGAUGGCCACGUAUUUGAAUAGCUCCAACUAUGCGUUCAUGCAGGCUCUGAUGCACGCGGUUGACCCCAAGGUCCCCAAGGCGAUCUGUAUCCCCACCAAGCUGUCCCCCAUUUCCAUGCUCUAUCAAGAUAACGAUGAGAAUGUUAUUCUCCGACAUUAUGAAGACAUGGUAGUUGAUGAAUGCGGGUGUGGGUAG